This is a messenger RNA of Onychostruthus taczanowskii (white-rumped snowfinch), 2286 nucleotides long. It is a transcript of the gene IRF5, whose product is annotated as interferon regulatory factor 5. The coding region runs from base 192 to 1883 and encodes 563 amino acids. Gene Ontology annotation, molecular function: protein binding; RNA polymerase II cis-regulatory region sequence-specific DNA binding; DNA-binding transcription factor activity, RNA polymerase II-specific. The record is from RefSeq and is a predicted model, not a curated record. The transcript is spliced from 8 exons. Gene Ontology annotation, biological process: regulation of transcription by RNA polymerase II; immune system process. Lineage: Eukaryota; Metazoa; Chordata; Aves; Passeriformes; Passeridae. Gene Ontology annotation, cellular component: nucleus.
CCUGGGGUGAAGCCGUGGGGGCUCGGAGGGACACGAGGGGGGUGACACGCCGGGGGUCCUGUGGGGACACGGGGAGCCCCGGUGCACGCCCCGUGUCCCGGGGCGGUCCCGGCCGGUCUCGCCCCACGCCCACGCCCGGUGCCCGUGCGGAAGCGCCGGGCGGCGGCCCCGGGAGCAGCCCGAGCGCAGGCAUGGAGCCCCCGCGGCGGGUGCGCCUCAAGCCCUGGCUGGUGGCCCAGGUGAGCAGCCGGCGCUUCCCGGGGCUGCGCUGGCUCGACCCCGAGCACCGCCGCUUCGUCAUCCCCUGGGGACACGCCACCAGGAACCCCCCGGGGCCCCAGGACCACGACACCAUCUUCAAGGCGUGGGCGCAGGAGACGGGCCGGUUCCGGGCCGGGGACCCGCCGGACCCCCCGCGCUGGAAGGCCACGCUGCGCUGCGCGCUCAACAAGAGCCGCGAGUUCCGGCUGCUGGUGGACGGGCCCCGCGGCUCCCCGGCCCAGCCCUUCCGCGUCUACGAGCUCUGCGAGGAGCCCCCCGGGGGCGCAGACGGGGGAGACGAGGAUGACUAUGGCUGCAGCGGGGAGGAAGACGUCAGCCAGCUCCACAAGAUGACAUCCCUGAGCAUCGAUGACACGCAGCACGGGGGGGACCUGCUGCCCCCCUACCCCUGGGCCAAGGAGGAGGCCCCCCCCUUUGCUGGCCACUGCCCCCCGGGGGGGCCCUUUGGGCCUCCCCCCCCGGCCCUGCUCCAGGGGGAGGCGGGGGGCACCCACGGGGGCCCUGAGCUGCUCCCUGGCGCCCUCGCUGAGAUGGGGCCCCCCCUGGGCCCCCCGGGGCCCUCGUCCACCUGCCCGGUGGCACCGACGGAGCACCUGAUCCCCGACCUGCUCGUCAGCCCCCACAUGCUGCCACUGACUGACCUGGAGCUGAAGUUCCAGUACCGGGGCCGCCAGGUGUGCGCCCUGACCGUCAGCAACCCGCACGGCUGCCGGCUGUUCCACAGCAGCCUGGAGCCCACGCGGGAGCAGGAGGAGCUCUUCGGGCCCCUGACGCUGGAGCAGGUGCCCUUCCCUGCUCCCGACGCCAUUCCCAACGAGAAGCAGCGCUUCUACACCCACCAGCUGCUGGACGUGCUGGACCGAGGGCUCAUCCUGGAGCUCCAGGGCCAGGACCUCUUCGCCCUCCGGCUCUGCCAGUGCAAGGUCUUCUGGACAGGGCCCUGCGCCGCUCCCCAGCCCGGCCCCAACCCCAUCCAGAGGGAGAGAAGGACCAAGCUCUUCAGCCUCGAGGGCUUCCUCAACGGCCUCAUCCAGUUCCAGAAGGGGCAGACCCCCACCCCGCCCCCCUUUGAGAUCUUCCUGUGCUUCGGCGAGGAGUGGCCGGACCAGAAGCCCAAGGAGAAGAAGCUGAUCACGGUGCAGGUGAGGGGCCGUGACGGGGGCUCGGGCGGGGUCCCUGCCGCCGUGACGCCCCGCGCUCCCGCAGGUGGUGCCGGUGGCGGCGCGGCUGCUGCUGGAGAUGUUCUCCGGGGAGCUCUCCUGGUCGGCCGACAGCAUCCCGCUGCAGAUCUCGCACCCCGACCUCAAGGACAGGAUGGUGCAGCAGUUCAAGGAGCUGCACCAGCUCUGGCAGAGCCACCAGCGGCUGCCGCCGGCGCAGCCCCCGCCCGGCCCCUCCGCGGGGCCCUGGGCGCUGCCCGGGCCCCUGCCCCCCUGACAGGGAGCGGGGACAGCCGUGGCACUGCCAGCCGCGGUGAGUCACGCCGUGCCCAUCUCGGCUGGUGGGCCGGUCCACGCAGCACCGUCCUCAUCCCCGUCCCUGUCCCCCCAGAGCUGCCAGUGACCAGCACCAGGGCGCUCUGCAGGGGAAGGGCACUGUGACCCCCCACCCUCCCUGCAUUGCAAGGAUAAUCCCCCUGGGACUUUCGGGGGAAACAGCAAGAAAACGGGCUGGGGCCACCUUGGACCUGAAGCCGCCAGGGAUGGGGGUACUCAGCACUGCGGGGGGGCACAAAGCAGCCCCAGCCCUGGGAGGAGAACCAGAGGGACCUUGGGAGGUUUUAAUUUAUUUUUUCAGUUUUUUGUUGUUUUUUAUUGUUCUCGAGAUGGCUACACACCCCCGGAGGGAACCGCAUGCGCCCGCCCGCCCUGCCCGCACUCGAGCCACCGCCUCCUACCCCAAAAUCAAACCAAAGAAAACCCCGAAAAAGGGAAAAAAAAAAAAAACAGAAAAAAACCAAACAAGAAAACAAACGAAAAAAAGCAGAACAAAAUAAAAUAUAAA